Rasamsonia emersonii CBS 393.64 is the source of this 1794-nucleotide messenger RNA. RefSeq names its product T-complex protein 1, eta subunit. Gene Ontology annotation, biological process: protein folding. Gene Ontology annotation, molecular function: ATP binding; ATP-dependent protein folding chaperone; ATP hydrolysis activity. Gene Ontology annotation, cellular component: chaperonin-containing T-complex. The coding region runs from base 1 to 1794 and encodes 597 amino acids. The record is from RefSeq and is a predicted model, not a curated record. The transcript has 8 exons. NCBI's taxonomy places the organism in Eukaryota, Fungi, Ascomycota, Eurotiomycetes, Eurotiales, Trichocomaceae.
AUGGCCUUCUCCGGCCAAGCACCCACGAUCAUCGUGUUGAAGGAGGGGACGGAUGCUUCGCAAGGAAAGGGGCAGCUUAUCUCCAACAUCAACGCUUGUGUUGCCGUGCAGUCUACGGUCAAGGGCACGCUCGGUCCGUAUGGCGGUGACCUGCUUCUCGUCGACAGCAGCGGCAAGCAAACUAUCACAAACGAUGGGGCGACUGUAAUGAAGCUGCUCGAUAUCGUCCACCCCGCCGCCCGAAUCCUGGUCGAUAUUGCACGUUCACAAGAUGCUGAAGUUGGUGAUGGAACAACAUCCGUGGUUGUCCUUGCCGGAGAGAUUCUGAAAGAGGUUCGCGAUGCUGUCGAACAAGGAGUCAGUGCACAGAUAAUCAUCAAGGGUCUUCGGAGGGCCAGCGCCAUGGCUGUCAACAAGAUCAAGGAAAUCUCGGUCGAUAUGUUGGAGGCGGCGGGCAGCGAAGAAAAGAAGAUUGAAACACUGAGACGGUUGGCUGGCACGGCGAUGAACAGCAAGCUGAUCAAGAGGAAUGCGGAUUUCUUCACAAAGAUGGUCGUGGAUGCUGUACUAUCUCUUGAUCAGGAUGACUUGAACGAAAAACUCAUUGGCAUCAAGAAAGUCAACGGUGGUGCUCUUCAGGAUUCACUGUUCGUGAACGGUGUUGCCUUCAAGAAGACGUUCUCCUACGCUGGUUUCGAACAGCAACCCAAGUCGUUCAAGAACCCGAAGAUCGUCUGCUUGAAUGUGGAGCUGGAGCUGAAGGCUGAGAAGGACAAUGCGGAGGUUCGAGUCGACCAGGUGUCGGAAUACCAGGCCAUCGUGGACGCAGAAUGGCAGAUCAUCUACAACAAACUGGAGGCCAUUUACAAGACUGGCGCUAAGGUGGUGCUGAGCAAACUGCCUAUCGGAGACUUGGCUACACAGUACUUCGCAGACCGUGACAUCUUCUGUGCUGGUCGGGUCGCCUCUGAAGAUUUGGAACGUGUUUGCCAAGCGACCGGUGCGUCGACCCAAUCUACGUGCUCCGACAUUCAGGAGUAUCACUUGGGAACCUGCGGUUACUUCGAGGAGCGCCAAAUUGGUGGGGAGCGUUUCAACAUCUUCUCGGACUGCCCUGCCGCCAAGACAUGUACCCUCGUCCUGCGUGGUGGAGCAGAACAGUUCAUUGCGGAAGUGGAGCGAAGCUUGCACGAUGCCAUUAUGAUUGUCAAGCGUGCGAUCCGCAAUCCGACGAUCGUGGCUGGUGGCGGUGCCUGCGAGAUGGAACUGUCGAGCUAUCUUCACGGGUUUGCGGACCGCAACGUGCCGCACAAGGAGCAAGCGAUUGUCAAGGCCUUUGCCAAGGCGCUGGAGGUGAUCCCGCGUCAGCUGUGCGACAACGCGGGUUUCGACGCUACCGACAUCCUCAACCGAUUGCGUACUGAGCACCGCAAGGGCAACGUGUGGGCCGGUGUGGACUUUGAUCACGAGGGUGUCCGUGACAACAUGGAGGCGUUCGUCUGGGAGCCCAGUCUUGUCAAGGUCAAUGCUAUCCAGGCUGCAGUCGAAGCUGCUUGCUUGAUUCUGAGCGUCGACGAGACGAUAAAGAACGAAGAAUCCCAGCAACCACAAGCUCCUAAACGCGGUCUUCCUCCGGACGCCGCACAGCGGACUCUCCGCGGUCGGGGCCGGGGCAUUCCCAGACGUUUAAAUAAACCUUUCUACGACAAGACGUUGUUUACCAACACAACAGAUGUUAUAUCGCAACUUCACGCUGAGUCGCUUAUCAUUCCAAUGGCAAUAAUUCAGGCAUGA